GAGGAAGGCAGAAUCUAGGCAGAGGUCGCAGCAGUGCCAAAGGACCGCCUCAGCCGACGAUUUCUUUGCAAGGCGUAUAUGCUAACAUGCGAAUGGUUCACAUACUCACGUCAGUCGUUGGGUCAAAAUGUGAAGUACAAGUGAAAAAUGGAAAUAUAUAUGAAGGAGUUUUUAAAACGUAUAGCCCUAAGUGUGAUUUAGUGCUUGACGCAGCUCACCGAAAAACUGCAGAAUCCAGUCUGGGGCCAAAACGAGAAGACAUCAUAGAGAGUAUCUUGUUCAAGUCUUCGGAUUUUGUUAUGGUGCAGUUUAAAGACAUGGAUUCCAGUUAUGCACGAAGAGCUCCUUCAGAAACAGAUGCUUUUACGGAUUCUGCAAUCAGUGCUAAAGUUAAUGGUGAACACAAAGAAAAGGAUCUGGAGCCUUGGGACGGCGGGGAAGGCAGCACUGCGGAUGAACUUGAAGCUUUAGAAACGGAUGUGUCCAAUGGAUGGGAUCCUAAUGACAUGUUUCGAUACAAUGAAGAAAACUACGGUGUGGUGUCAACUUAUGACAGCAGUUUAUCUUCUUAUACGGUACCCCUAGAAAGAGAUAACUCAGAAGAAUUUUUGAAACGGGAAGCCAGAGCGACCCAGUUAGCAGAAGAAAUUGAAUCCAGUGCCCAGUACAAAGCUCGUGCUGCUUUGGAGAAUGACGAGCGUUCAGAAGAAGAGAAAUACACGGCUGUCCAGAGAAGCGCGAGCGAGCGAGAGGGCCACAGUGCGACAACCAGGGAGAACAAGUACAUUCCACCAGGACAGCGGAAUAGAGAUACUCUUUCCUGGGGCACUGGAAGGCAGAAUUCACCAAGGAUGGGCCAGUCCGGAUCAGGCCCACCGAUUUCAAGAUCCGGAUCCCACUCAUCAGAUUACAGUUCUAAUUCUGGACCAGACCAAAGAGUAGUUAAUGGAGGUGUUCCCUGGCCAUCGCCUUGCCCAUCUCCUUCCUCUCGCCCACCUUCUCGCUACCAGUCAGGUCCCAACUCUCUUCCACCUCGGGCAGCCACCCCUACAAGGCCGCCCUCCAGGCCCCCCUCGCGGCCCUCCAGGCCCCCGUCUCACCCCUCUGCUCAUGGCUCUCCAGCUCCUGUCUCUACUAUGCCUAAACGCAUGUCUUCAGAAGGACCUCCGCGGAUGUCGCCCAAGGCACAACGGCACCCUCGAGGCCACAGAGUUUCUGCGGGGAGGGGGAUGAUUUCAAGUGGCUUAGAAUUUGUCUCUCACAACGUGCCCGGAGAAGCCGCGACGCCUUCGUCCACUCGAGGCAGCCCUUCAGGUGGGACGUGGUCAUCCGUAGUCAUGGGGGUUACGAGGUCGUCUCCCAAAGCACACAGACCCCGGUCUCCAAGGCAGAGCAGUGUUGGAGGUGUGCCCUCUGGGCCAGCUCUGUCUUCUCCCCAAGCUGGCUCUACUCCAGCGGAGUCCGUAGCCGCGCCUGUUCCAGCUGCCUCUCCUACCCCUGCCAGUCCUGCCUCCAACAGAGCAGGUACCCCGUCCGCUGAAGCUAAAGACUCAAGGCUCCAGGACCAGAGGCAGAGUUCUUCUCCUGCUGGAACCAAGGAACAUCUAAAACCAAGCGAAAUGUCUCCUAGUUUCAGCAAAUCUGAAUGCAAAGGGGUCUCUCCAGCUGUUCUAGAACAUAGAAAACAGAUUGAUGAUCUGAAGAAAUUCAAGAAUGACUUUAGGUUACAACCAAGUUCCACCCCAGAAACAGUGGAACAGCUGCUAAGCAAAAACAGAGAUGGCGAAAAAUCCAGAGAUGUGCCUAAGGAGAAGGCUGACUCCAGCUGUAAGGACGCUGUGGUUGACGCGGGCAGCAACGCUGCUUCAACCAGCGGCGGCAGCAGCAAGCCCAACAGCCCCAGCAUUUCGCCAACCAGCAGCAAUGCUGAGCAGAAGCGAGGGCCCGACGUGACCUCGCAGGGUGUGCAGACUUCUGGCCCUGGAGCAAAACAAGAGAAAGAGGAGAAAGACGAGAAAAAGGACACCACUGAACAAGUUAGAAAAUCAACGCUGAACCCGAACGCGAAGGAGUUCAACCCCCGGUCGUUUGCUCAGCCCAAGCCUUCUACUACGCCAACGUCACCCCGUCCGCAAGCCCAGCCCAGCCCUUCCAUGGUGGGCCAUCAACCGCCGACGCCGGUGUACACCCAGCCCGUUUGCUUUGCACCAAAUAUGAUGUAUUCUGUUCCCGUGAGCCCAGGCGUUCAGCCUUUGUACCCUAUUCCCAUGACUCCUAUGCCAGUCAACCAGGCCAAGACCUAUAGAGCAGGUAAAGUAUCAAAUAUGCCUCAGCAGCGGCAGGACCAGCACCACCAGAACACCAUGAUGCACCCUGCCUCCGCCGCCGGGGCUCCUAUCGUCGCUACACCGCCGGCUUAUUCAACCCAGUACGUUGCCUACAGUCCUCAGCAGUUCCCCAACCAACCUCUCGUUCAGCACGUGCCACAUUAUCAGUCUCAGCACCCCCACGUUUAUAGCCCUGUCCUUCAGGGCAACGCUAGGAUGAUGGCGCCACCGGCCCACCCGCAGCCCGGAUUAGUUUCUUCCACCGCUACGCAGUACGGUGCGCACGAGCAGACGCAUGCGAUGUAUGCAUGUCCCAAAAUACCCUACAGCAAGGAGACAGGCCCUUCUUUCUACUUUGCCAUUUCCACUGGUUCUCUGGCUCAGCAGUAUGCCCACCCCAGCGCCACCCUGCAUCCCCAUCCUCCGCACCCGCAGCCGGCUGCCACGCCCACCGGGCAGCAACAGAGCCAGCACGGAGGAAGCCACCCGGCCCCCAGCCCAGUGCAGCCUCACCAGCACCAGGCCGCCCAGGCCCUCCACUUGACGAACGCGCAGCAGCAGUCUGCCAUCUACCACACCGGUCUUGCGCCAACUCCUCCUUCCAUGAACCCCGGCUCCAACACACAGUCUCCGCAGAGCAGCUUCCCGACAGCACAACAGACCGUCUUCGCCAUCCACCCUUCCCACGUCCAGCCCGCCUACACCAACCCGCCGCACAUGGCUCACGUGCCCCAGGCCCACGUGCAGUCGGGCAUGGCCCCUUCCCACCCGACUGCCCAUGCUCCGAUGAUGCUCAUGACGACUCAGCCGCCGCCCGGUGGGGCCCAAGCCGCCCUCGCGCAAAGUGCACUACAGCACAUUCCAGUUUCGACAGCAGCACACUUCCCCUACAUGACGCAUCCUUCAGUACAAACCCACCAUCAACAGCAGUUGUAAAGCUGAGCUGGAGUAACUGUGAGGCUGGAACCCUCUUCCUUUUUUUUAGGCCAAAUACCUUCCUUCUCCUGCUUCUACCAACUUGGAAGCACAGAAACAAGACAAAAACGAAGCAAAAUCUUAGUAUUUCACUUAUAUUUGUUUUUAAGGGAGAGAGAAAAUUGUGUAACAUCCGAUAGAAUCCUAACAGUUCACCUUGCAGUGGGAGAAAUUUGGACUGAGACAAAGGCAUGUUGAACCCUUGUGGGACAAUUCCAUAGUUCCAUGUGUUGUGUCAAAAAAUAAAGCCCCCCUUCCCUGCCCCUGUUCCGCUUGCAGAAAACAAAAACUGGAAAAGCUAUUUAUUUUUUAAAACAGCCCUUCAAAGUUACAAAUUCAUCAGCUAGAGAAAGAAGUAAUGAGAGUGAUUCUUGCUGCUAUUCUCACUUAAAUAAGUAAAUGAAAAAUCAAGACUUUAAAAUAAAUCCCUUUUACUUCUAACUAAACUUGAAAGAGGUUUGGAAAAAGCAAAUUCUAAUCGUCAAACGGAUAUGGAUUUAUUAUUUAUAAAAUCAUGUUUGAUGAGGGGGGGGGAACCGCUGUCGCAAGGCAGCGGCGUAACUUUUAAGUUAAGAGGAAACUUUUACUUUGUAGAUAAUAUAAAAUAAAAACUUUAAAAAAAAAUAAAAAAUAAAAAAAGUUUUAAAAACUGA
Elgaria multicarinata webbii is the source of this 3955-nucleotide messenger RNA. RefSeq names its product ataxin 2 (gene ATXN2). Gene Ontology annotation, molecular function: mRNA binding. Gene Ontology annotation, biological process: cytoplasmic stress granule assembly. The record is from RefSeq and is a predicted model, not a curated record. The coding region runs from base 87 to 3263 and encodes 1058 amino acids. Gene Ontology annotation, cellular component: cytoplasmic stress granule. The transcript has 26 exons. Lineage: Eukaryota; Metazoa; Chordata; Lepidosauria; Squamata; Anguidae.